AUGAGUAUUCAUGGAAAAAAUAGUGGGAUUCAAAUAGCUUAACAUUAAAGUCCUGCAAGAGUAAUUAAGGAAGUUUCAGAUAUUUCCAAAGAAUUUACAGCUAGAAAAGUUUUGGAAAGGAGAAUCUCUGAGUUGGAAUUGAAAUUGAAAUAAUAAGAAAAUGUUAUUUAGAAAUAUUAAUGCUAAUUGGAUGAAGCAUCUUAGGAGACAUAUAAAAUAGGUAGAUAAUUUGAGGAUGCAUUGAAUGAUGUUAGAUAGAUGAGAUUAUUAGGAGAGAAGAAAGAUCAGUAAAUAGGAAUAUUGUUGGAGGAGAAUGAUAAAGUAGUGUAAUUAUUAGAGAUGUAAAGAAAUAAUUAAUAGAUGGAUAUGAUAGAUACUAUUUAGAAAUUGGAAUAAUAAGUACGAGAUCGUUUUAUUUGUGAAAAAAGAUUAAAUGAUGAAAUCUAAUCAUAUAAAAUCAAAGUAAUCAAAUUAAAGUAAAUAAUUAGUUACAUUAAGUUGAAGAUUAACUCAAGGAUAGAAAUCAUCUUAUAGAAGAUUUAAGAGAUAAAUUUACUAAUCUAGAAAAACAAUGUUCAACUGAUGAUUAAUUAGGUGUACUUGAAAAUAAGAGAGGAAAGGAGAUUGAAAUUUUAACUCUAUAAAAUGGUGAUUUAUAAUUGAAGAUUUAAAAUUUAACAAGCAAAAUAUAAUUACUCUUGGAGGAAAACGGUAAUUUAUAGAAAACAAUAGGAAAUUAAAAUAAUGAAGUUAAAUUUUAAUAAGAAGAUAAGUUUUAAAAAAUGAUUAAAAUAAUUAAUGAAAAUCAUUAGAAAGAGAUAUAAAAAUUAAAGGAAUAAAAUAAAUUGGAAUUAUAAGAGAAAAUAGAAAUUAUUGAAAAUUUAAAGACAAAUUAGAAUUUGAACAAUCAAAAUAAUAUUUAAGUAGAUGAUUUAAAAUCAGCCAAAAAUACUAUUUCAAAUUUAUAAUCUGAAGUAUCAAAAUUAAAUUUAUCAAAAUAUAAGUCGCUUUAAGGAGAAGUAGAUGACAUCCAUUUGUAAUAUGAAAAAUUGCUAAAAAAAAACAAUUAGUUGAAUGAAUAGAAUUUCUUAUUGUAAUAAAGAAUAAGAAAAGAUGAAAUUAAUAACAAAGAGAAAAUAUCUGAAUUAGAAUAGACCAAUGUUAAAUUAUUAGAAAUUCAAUAAAUUAAUGAAACUAAAAUAGAAGAGUUAUAAUAAAAAUUGAAAUAACUACCAACUAGAGUUAGAGAGAAGAGUAUGGAUGAUCUAAAAUUAAGAGUGGAACAAACCAAAUUAACAGAAUAAGAUAAUAAAAUUAAGAAAUUAUAAGAAAAGAUUGACUUAUUGAAUAUAGAAAUUAAAGAGAAGAAUUAAAAAAUAAAUCAAUUGUAAGAAUAAAUCAAAUAGGCUAUUUAUGAGAAAGAUAAUGCAAUUUAAUAAAUUAAAUUAGAAUGUGCUUAGGAAGUCAAAUAAGUUCAAGAUUAAAUGAAAAUGGAACUUUUUAAUUAAUAAAAACAAUUUAAUGAAAAUUAAAGACCAUAUCAAGAAUAAAUGAAGAGUUCAUAAAUUGAAUAAAAUAAGUUAAAAUCUCAAGCAUAAAGAUAUUAAAAUGAAAUUAAAGCUUUGGAAAAUAAAAUUGCAAGUAUUAAUAAAUCAUAUUUAAUAAUAGAUUUGUUAAUUGAAAAAGAAUAGAUUAAUAAUUAAAUGGAGAAAAUAAAAGUUACAGUAGAGAAUUUAAAGAAGGAUAAAUAAUUUUAGGAAUUGAAAAUUUAAGAGAAUUUAAGAGAGAUUGAAAGUUGGAAGGAAAAAUAUGUAAAGAGUGUAUCAAAUUGUGAGAAAUAAAAUGAGAGAGCUUAAAAGGAAUAAUCAAAGGCAGAAGGUAUUUGGAUGUAAUAAAGAAAUUUUAAGGUUAUAAAGAAGAGAUUAAUAAAUUGAAUGAACAAUUGGAGGAUAUAAUUGAAUAAAACAAUAAUUUAGAGGAAUAAUUAUAGAAAGCACAAUUAGAGUCUCGAAAUCUAAGAAAUUAAUUAAUGGAUGGAGUGAGAAGAGAAAGUGGUUUAGAAAAUUAAUCUAAUGGGUUUAAUAAACCAAAUGAAUGA
Molecule: messenger RNA, 2098 nt
Organism: Paramecium pentaurelia
Lineage: Eukaryota; Ciliophora; Oligohymenophorea; Peniculida; Parameciidae
Source: the annotation of a GenBank genome assembly